CAAAUGGAAUUCAUGACAGAUCAUGCCCAGUCCACAGCUUCCAUGAUAAGUCUAGUGGAGAUGGAAAGUGUGUUCAUUAAACAGCUAGACAGAUACUCGGACGACUUGGAGUGGAAAAUCAACACCAUGGAGAGCUUUCUUGCCGAAGUGCAGCUGAAAAGGGUGCCUUGGAAGCAUACUCCGGAGGAGUAUGUUGCUCAUCCGUUGACCAGUUUCUCGCUCAUACGACGCCUACAUGAGGAUUGGAGCCAUAUGGAGAUAUUUAUGUCACAUCGUGUGGGCUUGGAUAGUCUCAACAAAAUUCAGAGUAUACUAGAUAUGGCCAAGCCCACGGAACAGGACCUUCAAGAUGCCCUCAGCGGCAUAGACGUUAUCCAGAGUCACUAUGAUCUAGAGCCAACGGAUAUAGCCAAUGGAGUGCUGAAUGGACGGCAAUACAACACUACCAUGACGACACUCGAGUGCCUGGCUAUGGUUAAAUUUCACGAAAGUAACCAACAGAUGCAUUCGGCAAUUGGAUGGUAUGAGGCAGCGCUACAGCGCUACGAUGGGGCCAGAGAUGGUCAUCUCUACAGAGAAGUUUUAAAUUUUAAACUAUCCGAUUUUUAUGGUAGUUAUGCUCGUGCCUUGGCCGCAAGAGGCUUGUGGAAGCCCGCAUUAGCCCUACUGGAGAAUGUAUCCGACUUGCAUGCUGAUCUCUGGCUACUGCAGCGUCAGUUGAGGAAUCUAAUGGACCUGCAUGAGCGCCACGAAACAUAUGUGAAAAAAGAUCCAAACACCGAAAUGAUCGCUUGUCUUGGUUUAUAUACACCCAUCAGAAAUCGUAGCUGUCACUACGAGUCUACUAGAACAGCAUUCGUUCGGCUUGCCCCGCUCAAGGUGGAGAUGCUUAGCCUCGAUCCCUAUAUAGCCAUCUACCACGAUGUCAUUUACGAGAGAGAGAUCGCUCGUGUCAUGACGCUAGCACUAUCUUCACUCAAGGGUCCUGGCCGCUAUAGUAAGCGGCGGGAGCACAAUAUAAAGUCUGUGACGGUGUACGAGGAGGAGAACAGCCAACUGAACCAACGUACUAGGGAUAUGACUGGGGAACAAGUGAAAGAAGACAAGGACUUUCGUAUCUACAAUUCUGGAAUAGGUGGCUAUAUACGAUACCAUAUGGAUAACUUGGCGAAAGAAGAGCAACAGCCUGGCUUUGGGGAUUACCAGACAACAAUUAUGUUUUUUUUAAAUGAAGUGCCACACGGCGGCGCCAUUUCAUUUCCACAACUGGAAUUUACUGUCUGGCCUCGAAAGGGCAGUGCUCUGGUGUGGCACAAUCUGAAUAAUAAUUUGGAGCUCGACUAUCGUGUUGCACACAUCUCAUGCCCUGUCAUAGUGGGCUCCAAGUGGACCCUAGUAAAGUGGCUGCAUGAGGAGCACCAAAGGUUUACAUAGACCCUGGCAAAAGCACGUGAC
Molecule: messenger RNA, 1455 nt
Organism: Drosophila persimilis
Lineage: Eukaryota; Metazoa; Arthropoda; Insecta; Diptera; Drosophilidae
Product: prolyl 4-hydroxylase subunit alpha-2
Exons: 8
Coding region: 4-1434 (476 amino acids)
Biological process (GO): peptidyl-proline hydroxylation to 4-hydroxy-L-proline
Cellular component (GO): endoplasmic reticulum
Molecular function (GO): iron ion binding; L-ascorbic acid binding; protein binding
Source: RefSeq, a predicted model, not a curated record